UUUUGCCAAAUAAUUAAAAGCAUUUUGAUUUUAGUAUUUAUUAGGAUUCAUGCAUUUAUUGAGUAGCUACUAUGUGGGAGGCACUGUUCUAGGGUCUUGGGAUAUAUUGAUGAAAUAAACAAAAUUUGUGCCUUUAUGGAUCUUUAUUAAACCUGCAGUGGGGUGGAGAGAAGGAUAGAGUUAAUGACAAGUAAUAAGUAAGUUGAAUAAUAAGUUAGGAGAUAGGGAGUUAGCAAGGGGGGUUUGGAGGGUUAUUGGGAAAAGUAAGUGCAAAAGCAGGAACAUGCUUAGCAUGUUGAGGAACAGCUUCGUGUUCUCAGUGUUAUUGGCGCCGAAUGAGAAUGGGGAGAAUAGUAUGAGAGUAGGUCAGAGAGUAAGAUAGGGUUGGAGAAGGCAGAUCUUUCAUAAACCAUUGAAAGAACUUGGCUUUUACUUUUAGGAGCCACUAGAGAGUUUUGAGCAGAAGAAUGGGAGGCUGUGACUUAGAUUUUAAAAGGAACACUCUGAUUGCUCUAAUAUGAAUAGAAUGGGAAAGAGGAUCAGGAGUGGAAGCAGGGAUAUUAGAUUAGAAGCCUUCGGAAUAAUCUAGGGCCAGAGAUGAUGAUGGGUGGGGUCAGAGUUAUAGCAGUAAAGGUAGUGAAAAGUGAUAAAUUUGGGAUAUAUUUUGAAAAUAGGGCCACUAGGAAUUUCCUGACACGGCAUAAUAACUUAGAAGUAUAAAAUAUUUUAAAAAUUGUGCCUUUUAUUAAUCAAUGUAAUGUUUUGUGAAAAGGUACAAAGCAAGAUUUUAAAUUCAGAAUUACUAAGAAGCUAUUUUUUUGAUUUCCUAGAUUCGUUGUAGAACUUAAAUUUUUUUUUUUUUUUGCAGAAAGCAACUUCAUGUUAUUAAAACUCUUAAAAGGGGCAUGUUGUCUUUGAAUGGCUUAGUAAAAUAUCUUAGAAAACUUAGUUGUAGUAGUUUCAUUUCAGCAGACAGUUGUAAGGCAGUUCCACUCAAAUUAUAUAUUGUCAUUAAUUUUUGUAAGGAUACUUAAUGUAAACAUUUCCUUGAAAUAAAAUAUAAGUUUAUAAGAUAAUCUUAAAGGCAAAAUGAGAAAUUGCAUUGCCUACUAUUAAAAGAGCACUAAUGCUUAAGAAAGUAAAGAUUUGGUCAUCAAGAGACUUAACCCUAUAACUGAGUAGUAAAUCGUUGCUACUUUUGUCUUGGUUUCUUCAUGAGUAAGAAUAAGCAUGAUGCUAGAUGUUAGGAGAAGACAAGAACAAGUUUCAUGAAAAUAAAGUUAACGUCAAAAAUCGAAAAGAUAUGUGUGAAUUGACAUAAUUAAAUAUUACCAUUAAACAUAUUUGAAAGGAAUUUUCCACUUAAACGGCCUGCAGAUAGAUAUUGGCCAUUAGUUUAUUAUUGGGAGCACAAAACCCAGAAAGGAUUCUUUUUUUUCUCAGCGUAGAAGAAAAACCACCUUGAUUAGUUAAUGGAGGGCAAUUUUGACAUGGAUGUUGAGGACCACUGGGUAAUUCAUGGAUAUAUAAACUAUCCAAGUGUCUGAAAUUAAAUUCCCUUACAACCUAUUACAGCCAACCUCAUGGAAACUGUCUUUGUCCCAUGAGGUUGUAAUACCAUACUCAUUGAAAUAAAUGGCAAAAUCUUUUUGAGGGCUAUGUGACAAUUUUUUUCUAGUCUAGCAUUUCUCAAACUUUUUUUAAAUCUGAAAACUUUUUUUUAAACUAAAGCUUGAGUUAAGUGAACCUGUAAAUCAGAUAAAGAAAGCACUGCUCGGAUGAGACACUUGGAAGGAGAAGGCAACUGUUUGCCCAAUAUCCGUCUUUCUCAACUCUAGGUGAAAGAAUUUUUCCACCACAGUUUGAAAAUCACUAUGUAGUGACUCCAUGACAAGCUCUGGAGCUGACUUCAAAAUACUAGCAGGUAACCUGCCUGAGAGCAGCGUUAGAAAGAAGAACGUGGAUGUUCCUCGCGGUGUCUCAUUGGUAGUUUACUGUGAAUUUGGUGUGAAAACUGAAGAUGAUCCAUAUGAUCUUGAAGACCUUUCUGCACAGAAAUGAGGGAAAUACAAAGAACCAAAUAUAGUUCUGAAAUUCGGGAUCUGUAUUUUGAGGGAAUUUUAUUUUCAGAAUGAGAAGUAUAUCUGAUUACCUUUAUGAAUGUAGAGACAUGAGAAGAGAGUUAUGAUGGCAAAAAACAAAGAGCCUCGCCCCCCAUCCUAUACUAUCAGUGUAGUUGGACUCUCUGGGACUGAAAAAGACAAGGGUAACUGUGGAGUUGGAAAGUCCUGUUUGUGCAAUAGAUUUGUACGCUCAAAAGCAGAUGAAUAUUAUCCAGAGCAUACUUCUGUGCUUAGCACCAUUGACUUUGGAGGACGAGUAGUAAAUAAUGAUCACUUUUUGUACUGGGGUGACAUAACACAAAAUGGUGAAGAUGGAGUAGAAUGCAAAAUUCAUGUCAUUGAACAAACAGAGUUCAUUGAUGACCAGACUUUCUUGCCUCAUCGGAGUACGAAUUUGCAACCAUAUAUAAAACGUGCAGCUGCCUCUAAAUUGCAGUCAGCAGAAAAACUAAUGUACAUUUGCACUGAUCAGCUGGGCUUGGAGCAAGACUUUGAACAGAAGCAAAUGCCUGAAGGGAAGCUCAACGUAGAUGGAUUUUUAUUGUGCAUUGACGUAAGUCAGGGAUGUAAUAGAAAGUUUGAUGACCAACUUAAAUUUGUGAAUAACCUUUUUGUCCAACUAUCAAAAUCAAAAAAACCUGUAAUAAUAGCAGCAACUAAAUGUGAUGAAUGCGUGGAUCAUUACCUUAGAGAAGUUCAGGCAUUUGCUUCAAACAAAAAGAACCUUCUUGUAGUGGAAACAUCAGCACGAUUUAACGUCAACAUUGAGACAUGUUUCACUGCACUGGUACAAAUGUUGGAUAAAACUCGUGGCAAACCUAAAAUUAUUCCCUAUCUGGAUGCUUAUAAAACACAGAGACAACUUGUUGUCACAGCAACAGAUAAGUUUGAAAAACUUGUGCAGACUGUGAGAGAUUAUCAUGCAACUUGGAAAACUGUUAGUAAUAAAUUAAAAAAUCAUCCUGAUUAUGAAGAAUACAUCAACUUAGAGGGAACAAGAAAGGCCAGAAAUACGUUUUCAAAACAUAUAGAACAACUUAAACAGGAACAUAUAAGAAAAAGGAGAGAAGAAUAUAUAAACACUUUACCAAGAGCUUUUAACACUCUUUUGCCAAAUCUAGAAGAGAUUGAACAUUUGAAUUGGUCAGAAGCUUUGAAAUUAAUGGAAAAGAGAGCAGAUUUUCAGUUAUGUUUUGUGGUGCUAGAGAAAACACCUUGGGAUGAAACUGACCAUAUAGACAAAAUUAAUGAUAGACGGAUUCCAUUUGACCUCCUGAGCACUUUAGAAGCUGAAAAAGUCUAUCAGAACCAUGUACAACAUCUAAUAUCAGAGAAGAGGAGGGUAGAAAUGAAGGAAAAAUUCAAAAAGACUUUGGAAAAAAUUCAGUUCAUUUCACCUGGGCAGCCGUGGGAGGAAGUUAUGUGCUUUGUUAUGGAGGAUGAAGCCUUCAAAUAUAUUACUGAGGCUGAUAGCAAAGAAGUGUAUGGUAGGCAUCAGCGAGAAAUAGUUGAAAAAGCCAAAGAAGAGUUUCAGGAAAUGCUUUUUGAGCAUUCUGAACUUUUUUAUGAUUUAGAUCUUAAUGCAACACCCAGUUCAGAUAAAAUGAGUGAAAUUCAUACAGUUUUGAGCGAAGAACCUAGAUAUAAAGCUUUACAGAAACUUGCACCUGAUAGGGAAUCUCUUCUACUUAAGCAUAUAGGGUUUGUUUAUCAUCCCACUAAAGAAACAUGUCUUAGUGGCCAAAAUUGUACUGACAUUAAAGUGGAGCAGUUACUUGCCAGUAGCCUUUUGCAGUUGGAUCAUGGCCGCUUACGGUUGUAUCAUGAUAGUACCAAUAUAGAUAAAGUUAAUCUUUUCAUUUUAGGGAAGGAUGGCCUUGCCCAAGAGCUAGCAAAUGAGAUAAGGACACAAUCCACUGAUGAUGAGUAUGCCUUAGAUGGAAAAAUUUAUGAACUUGAUCUUCGGCCAGUUGAUGCCAAGUCGCCUUACUUUUUAAGUCAGUUGUGGACUGCCGCCUUUAAACCACAUGGGUGCUUCUGUGUAUUUAAUUCCAUUGAGUCACUGAAUUUUAUUGGUGAAUUUAUUGGAAAAAUAAGAACUGAAGCUUCUCAGAUCAGAAAAGAUAAAUAUAUGGCUAAUCUUCCAUUUACAUUAAUUCUGGCUAAUCAGAGAGAUUCUAUUAGUAAGAAUCUACCAAUUCUCAGGCACCAAGGGCAACAGUUGGCAAACAAGUUACAAUGUCCUUUUGUAGAUGUACCUGCUGGUACAUAUCCUCGUAAAUUUAAUGAAACCCAGAUAAAGCAAGCUCUAAGAGGAGUAUUAGAAUCAGUUAAACAUAAUUUAGAUGUGGUGAGCCCAGUUCCUACCAAUAAGGAUGUAUCGGAAGCUGACUUGAGAAUUGUCAUGUGUGCCAUGUGUGGUGAUCCAUUUAGUGUGGAUCUUAUUCUUUCACCCUUCCUUGAUUCUCAUUCUUGCAGUGCUGCUCAAGCUGGACAGAAUAAUUCCCUAAUGCUUGAUAAAAUUAUUGGUGAAAAAAGGAGGCGAAUACAGAUCACAAUCUUAUCAUACCAUUCAUCAAUUGGAGUUCGGAAAGAUGAACUGGUUCAUGGGUAUAUAUUAGUUUAUUCUGCCAAACGGAAAGCGUCAAUGGGAAUGCUUCGAGCAUUUCUAUCAGAAGUUCAGGACACCAUUCCUGUACAGCUUGUGGCAGUUACUGACAGCCAAGCAGAUUUUUUUGAAAAUGAGGCCAUUAAGGAAUUAAUGACUGAAGGUGAACACAUUGCAACUGAGAUCACUGCUAAAUUUACAGCGUUGUAUUCUUUAUCUCAAUAUCAUCGGCAAACUGAGGUCUUUACACUGUUUUUCAGUGAUGUUCUAGAGAAAAAAAAUAUGAUAGAAAAUUCUUAUUUAUCUGAUAAUACAAGAGAAUCAACCCAUCAAAGCGAAGAUGUUUUUCUACCAUCUCCCAGAGACUGUUUUCCCUAUAACAACUACCCUGAUUCAGAUGAUGAUACAGAAGCGCCACCUCCUUAUAGUCCAAUUGGGGAUGAUGUACAGUUGCUUCCAACACCUAGUGACCGUUCCAGAUACAGAUUAGAUUUGGAAGGAAAUGAAUAUCCUAUUCAUAGUACCCCAAACUGUCAUGACCAUGAACGCAACCAUAAAGUGCCUCCACCUAUUAAACCUAAACCAGUUGUACCUAAGACAAAUGUGAAAAAACUAGAUCCAAACCUUUUAAAAACAAUUGAAGCUGGUAUAGGUAAAAAUCCAAGAAAACAGACUUCCCGGGUGCCUUUGGCACAUCCUGAAGAUAUGGAUCCUUCAGAUAACUAUUCGGAACCCAUUGACACAAUCUUCAGACAGAAGGGCUAUCCUGAUGAGAUAUAUGUUGUCCCAGAUGAUAGUCAGAAUCGCAUUAUUAAAAUUCGAAACUCAUUUGUAAAUAACACCCAAGGAGAUGAAGAAAAUGGAUUUUCAGAUAGAACCUCAAAAAGUCAUGGAGAACGAAGGCCUUCAAAAUACAAAUAUAAAUCUAAAACCUUGUUUAGUAAAGCCAAGUCGUACUAUAGAAGAACACAUUCAGAUGCAAGUGAUGAUGAGGCUUUUACCACUUCUAAAACAAAAAGAAAAGGAAGACAUCGAGGAAGUGAGGAAGAUCCACUGCUUUCUCCUGUGGAAACUUGGAAAGGUGGUAUUGAUAAUCCUGCAAUCACUUCCGACCAGGAGUUAGAUGAUAAGAAGAUGAAGAAGAAAACCCACAAAGUAAAAGAAGAUAAGAAGCAGAAAAAGAAAGCGAAGAACAUUCCUCCACCAACACGCAGAAAUUGGGAAAGUAAUUACUUUGGGAUGCCUCUCCAGGAUCUGGUUACAGCUGAGAAGCCCAUACCACUAUUUGUUGAAAAAUGUGUGGAAUUUAUUGAAGAUACAGGAUUAUGUACUGAAGGACUCUACCGUGUUAGUGGGAACAAAACUGAUCAAGACAAUAUUCAAAAACAGUUUGAUCAAGAUCAUAACAUCAGUCUAGUAUCAAUGGAAGUAACAGUAAAUGCUGUGGCUGGAGCCCUUAAAGCUUUCUUUGCAGAUCUUCCAGACCCUUUAAUUCCAUAUUCUCUUCAUCCAGAGCUGUUGGAAGCAGCAAAAAUCCCGGAUAAAACAGAACGUCUUCACGCGUUGAAAGAAAUUGUUAAGAAAUUUCAUCCUGUAAACUAUGAUGUAUUCAGAUAUAUAAUAACGCAUCUAAACAGGGUUAGUCAGCAAAAUAAAAUCAACCUCAUGACAGCAGACAACUUAUCCAUCUGUUUUUGGCCAACUUUGAUGAGACCUGAUUUUGAAAAUCGAGAGUUUCUGUCUACCACGAAGAUCCAUCAAUCUGUUGUUGAAACGUUCAUUCAGCAGUGUCAGUUUUUCUUUUACAAUGGAGAAAUUGUGGAAACUGGGAACACUGUGGCUCCUCCGCCACCUUCCAAUCCAGGACAGUUGGUGGAACCAAUGGUACCACUUCAGUUACCACCACCAUUGCAACCUCAGCUGAUACAACCGCAGUUACAGACGGAUCCUCUUGGUAUUAUAUAAGUAGGAAGUGAUUGCAGACAGCCUGAAAUAGGACAGAAGAAGCAAAUCUAGACAUGCAUGUUUCAGGGUUCAGUAGUAUGCUUUCAUAUUUCUUGCAGAUAAUUCACAUUCAAAAUGAUGAGACAUUUUCUCAUUGAACUAUAUGCUAUUCCUUAUUCAUUUACAUUACAGAUCUAAGACCAUGUGAUAAGCAUGACUGGAGAGGUUUAAUUUUUAUAAGCAAAAAUAGCUAUAAAAUACAAAGCUGCUGUUGCAUGCAAUCUUAUUGCAAUCAGUAUAUCAUUCCUGUGGCAUUUUCUGUCACAUUAUAUUGUGAAUAAAAUUUUUCUAUAGAAAUUUAAUGAUUUAAAAACUCACAUAUAUGAAACAUUUAAUGCUUUUCAGCCUGCUUUAUGGCUGGUUUUGUUAUUUGAUGUGCUAAUUUGGGCAACUUAAUUUACAUUUUAGCAGUCUGUGUAGAUAACUAAAAGCCCAGUUAAGUGUUUUAUAAUUUCAGGCUACUUAUGCCAUGCUUGGGAUGUUGUUUGAAAGAAAGAAAAAUACACUUAACAUAUUUCUGCACCUUCAUCUUUACUUCUGAGUAAACCUAUGGAUGAUUUGAUGAGGGGUAAAUGAACGUAUUUCUUGUACACACAUACCAAGGACAUGCUUGUGGCUAAAGUGAGUUGAUAAUGUUGUGCAAAGGAUAGUUGUCACCAACUCAUUUCUUUAUGGUCCAUAAUGAAAUAAACAUCUUGUAUACUGUUAAUUCUGUAAACAGAUGCAUGUUCAAAAGAUCAAUGAUGGUCUUGUAAUCUUAAUCUAAUAUAUUUUAGAUAUUUUAAUUUUUUCCCUCUUGGGAAAUACAUUUAGUAUAGUGUAGAAAAUACUUCAUGACAUUUUCAUAUAAGGUUAUAUAACUUUUCAUACAUAAACAUGAAAUUUGUUGUAGGAAAUUCUUUGAACCAAACAUUUUAAUCUAGGACUUAAAUUUAAUCUGUUCCUUGAAUCUAUUUUUAUGUGGCCCUUAAAAACAUAUCCAAAAAUCCAUUGCUAAUGUAGCAAUAAAAAUACUUUGGGUACUGACAGCCUCUUUGGAGUGUGUAUAUAUAAAAUUGCAAACUUGUAUUCAUAUUCUUUUCUGAAAUAUGUUAUACUAAAAUCCAAAAUGGCUUUCACAUCAUUUUUUAAACCAAUUUUUUCCUUUGAUGUUGGUACCAGAUUUGCUGUAAAUGACUGCUGCUUUUGUGGUUAAACAUUUUGUUAGUGAAGAUACAACCAGAACACUAAAUUAUGGAUAAAAUUUUCAGAAAUAGGUGGCAUAGGUAAAUUUUGUUAGGCUUUACUCAAACUUUGUUCAUUAUCAAACUGUGCCAUUAUUUUCUGGAAAGGAAAAAAAUGGUUUGUUUUUAUUGCUAGGUUAUGUUUUGUGUAGUAAAGAGAAAAUUCUUUGGUCCAUGUUGUAAUCUUCAUUCAUACUGCAAUUUUAAGGUUGUCUUAUGUGUAUUAUAGUAAAUAGAUGAUUUUGAGAUUUGAGGCUCCUAAGAGUUUGAUUUGCUCCAUUUCUUCUUAAAAUAAAUACUGUCUUUCCCAACUGUUAUGUCCUAGGUAUUAUACUUCUAAUUUUAACUUCAGAAUCAAAAUGUCGACAUGAACCAGGCUGCUGUUGAAGUACAUGUAUAUUACAAAUUAUCUUAUUUGUGUUAUACUCUUACAUGUUAUUAUCUUUUCUAAGAAAACAAAGUCCCUAUUAUUCCUAUUGCAAAGCACACAGGAAUUAAGAAAGUACAGUAAUUUUUAAAAAGAAAAAUCCGGUAAAUGUAGUAUUCUUGUUCUAUAUUACUUAUGCCUAUUGUCUAUAUAGCUUUAAUUUAUAGCUGUCAGUUUAACAUUGGCAUGUCUGGCAAAGAAAAUUAAACUUUAAGAGUUUUAUAAACUGUUUCUAGGUUGCUAAAGAAUUUAUUUUUCUACUAUAUAUGGUAUAGACAAAGCUCAAAACUAUGUACAGGAAAAAAGCCUGACUGUUUCUUUUGAAAGUAGGCUGAAAAGAGAAUUUUCAGAACUGUUCGUGUCUUCAGUUCAUUUGAUCAUAACUUUGCUAUUGUAAUAUGUGAAUCCCAGUUUAUUUAAGCUAUUCUGUUUUAUACUGUGUUAAUUUAACUUUCAUAUGCAUUUAGUACCAUUUUUGUUAUUAAAGCUAGCAUUUACCAUUUUCCAUAUUAACUACCUUGCACCUUCCCCAAAACUUCUCCUCACUUUUGUGUGCAUUCUAUAAUUGAUUUGAAAGGCUUCAUAGUGGGUCAUUUAAAAUUCUACAUUUGGUUCAAUUAACCAGUAGGUUACAGUUAAUUGAAAAUUAAAGUAUGGUUUAAAGCUCAGUCUCUUACACUGAAUUGAUUGCGUUUGUUUUUGCCAAGGGUAUAGAUAUGUUUUUAAAUAUUAGAAAAAUAAUUCUAAGAACAGAAUAAUAUAAUUAAACUUUUUUUUCUGGUAAGUUACUGGAAAGUUUCACUGUUUAGAGACAUACCAUAUAUGAGACUUCUUAAACAUGGAAAGAACAUUAGCUAGUCUCAUAAUUAUGGGUAAACAUUAAGGCAUUAUAUUUUACAGUUUUAAAUAAAACUCCAUCUACACAUGUUUCCAUUGUUUUAUUUAAGCUUCAGUGCUUGUAGUUAUUACAGUAUUGUACUUAACAGUAUCUAGAUAGCAAUAUAAAGAAGCAUAGUGGUACUCUGUUCUGAACUUCAGAAGAUGUAUUCAAAGUCAAAUUCUAUUCAGCAGAUACCUAUUAGGAUAUACAAUUAAUUUUAGAACAAAAUUCCAGGCACAAUAUAUUUCCAUUUGAAAUGGUAUUUGUUAGUAGUGCUUUUUUCCCCCCAACAUUUACAAUGUAAAUACUAUAGGUAACAGCAAUCUAACGUAGCUGAAAAGCAGCUUUUAUUUUCCAUGUUGUAUGUAAAUAAUGUAGACCCUUUUUUUGAGGUACUGGAAUUUAAUUUCUAAUCUCUUAGAUAUUAACAAAAGGGAACAAUUGGAAUAAGAACGUAGGCCUUAGCUUCCAUGGUGAUUUUUAGUUUUUUAUACGGUAAUAAUUGUGAUGCUAUUUGUCAACUGGAUAUAAAUAUAUACAUAUACAGUUUUAAAAAGUCAAAA
Molecule: messenger RNA, 9828 nt
Organism: Equus caballus (horse)
Lineage: Eukaryota; Metazoa; Chordata; Mammalia; Perissodactyla; Equidae
Gene: ARHGAP5
Product: Rho GTPase activating protein 5
Biological process (GO): regulation of cell size; Rho protein signal transduction
Cellular component (GO): cytosol
Molecular function (GO): GTPase activator activity
Source: RefSeq, a predicted model, not a curated record